Molecule: messenger RNA, 2337 nt
Organism: Micropterus dolomieu (smallmouth bass)
Lineage: Eukaryota; Metazoa; Chordata; Actinopteri; Centrarchiformes; Centrarchidae
Product: transcription intermediary factor 1-alpha-like
Exons: 6
Coding region: 890-2017 (375 amino acids)
Source: RefSeq, a predicted model, not a curated record
UAUAGAAAUUUUUUGUUAGCGCCUUUCAAGUCACCCUAGGACACAAAACGAGGUAAUACAGAGAAAAGAGAAAAACAAGUAAUGAAAUCAAUUAUACAUAAUUCUGCAUACUACUUCAAACUUUCCAAGGAAAUUUGGAGUGUAUUGUCAGUCUGCGCUGCCAUUUUAAAAUGUUUACACUGUUUUAGUCUACAGUGUAGAUGUCAUGUCAGAGUAGAGUCUAGUAAACCUAGUUAAUAAAGUUAAUAAAAUAAUUAGAAAGUUAUGAAAUCAUGAAUAAAUUGAUUGUACCGCAUCAUCAGGUAAGACUGCAUCUGACAGAGUUAAAAUUGAUUUACAUACAGUAGAUUUACAUACAAAAUGUCUGUUAUUCAAAGCUCAAGUCAACUUUACAGCCUGUAACUUGUCAUUGGUCAGAAUUAAACCACUGGGAGUGAACUCUAUUUUAUCUCCAACUGAAGAAAAGACAAACUCCCAUAACUGAGCCUCGAACGGAUUCAGCUUUGUCAAACCUGUAAGGGAAUCUUUCCAAAACGAUUCAGUAAUGGAUUUGUGUUUGUUUGAUGUGACGUUAGUAUAGUUUUUCCUACAGGCUUUAAGCCUGGAAUCCCCGGCUACUGUGAGAGAUGCAUCACAUCAUUAGUUGUGAAACACGAUUAAUAGGAAACGCUUGCAGUGACUCUAAUUGAACAGUGCUGAAAUGUCAGGGGGCUCUGCUCUCCACCAAUCAAAUCAUUCACGUCCCCCUUGAUACUGGACACAUUGAACGGUGCCAUCCCUCUCAUCCUCAUCUCACAUCCACCUGGAGACACAUUCAACUGGCUUUCUGAAGCAGACAUCUUGUUUUAUCAGUGCUUAAACUCACAUUCAGCGGCUGGAUCUCCUGGAGAUGGCAGACCUGCCUCACAGAUGCCAUGGCAACUUUCCCCAGAGGCGGGCCACCCAGUUGCCACGGGUAGCCAAGUGUAGAGUAGGCCUACAGCUGCGCCUUAAGGGCAUGUCAUCUGAGACUGGUUCAAAUUCGGCAACAGCAGCAGAGGAGCCAAGCCUCCCAGCAGAACACCCCUGCAGUGGAUUCUGUGAGAUGGAAAAGGAGUCAAACAGGUCUUGCAAUGGAAAGACCAGAGCGAUCGCUCCUUCAUCUGAAAAACGACAUGGACGACCUGGAAAAGAUGUAGCAGCUUUAUUGAAGAGAAUAAGGAUUCACCCAGAGGCCCAAAGGAUUCUGGGUAAUUCCUGCAUAGCUGUAGUGAGCUUGGAGCGUCUGAACUUCCAGUCUGUGUCCUUAUCAUUUCUGCAGCCUGUGGUUUCUCUGGUACGACUGCCAUGCCAAAUACAAGCCAAGCUCCACAGUGAUGUCUCCUGCUUGGACCGUCCUCAACAGAAUGGAGUCACUCAAAAUGAGGCAAACAUUUUGGAGAUGAGAGAAGUGUCACCUCAGUCUAAACCAGCAGAUUCGUCUGAUUUCAGCCAACCAGAAACCCCAACCUCCUGGACUGAACCGUACUGUCCUGAUAGCUCCCCCUCUGAAGAACCAGAGCAGGACUCAGGCUUUGACUGUGAAUCUAAUCCAGAUCAGCCGUAUAUCUUGUUUGAUUCUGGAUGUGAUGAAUGGGACCCGGAUGCCAAAACUGAUUCAGAGACAUUUUAUCUGGAUCCAGAUGUAGAGAUGGUUAUCCAACUGGAUCCAGAACCAGAAGCAGAACAGUAUCGAACCCUGGAGCUAGAGGAUGAAUCUGAAGCUAAAUGUGAAGUGGAUAUAGUUGAAUUGGACGACGAUGAGGAUCAAAGACCCGAUCUUUGCUGCUCACAGGAUGAGGUGGACUCUAUCCAGCAGCCUGAACCUUCAGCAGGGACUGAGGAGGUGGAGAGUGAAGAUUUCUGUGCUGUGUGUCUUAAUGGAGGAGAUCUGCUCUGCUGUGACUGCUGCCCUAAAGUUUACCACUUGGCCUGUCAUAUACCUGCUCUCAUCAGCUUCCCAAUGACCUGUGGAGAGGAGGAGAAGGAAGGCAAUUGAACCACAGACCUGAUAUUGUAAGCCUUAUACUCAUUACUGGCCGACCCACCUGAGCUACAGUCACAGAAGAUAUGUGUUAAGUUGAUAUUUGUUUGUUUAUUGAGCCUACUACACACCAGAGUCUCCUUUAGGCAUUUGCAACAAAUCUAUGGACGUUUAUGUUGGAGAUGUUCUUCUGUCUUGCACCUAUAAAGAUACAGGUGGUGUUAUAUUUAUAAACUUAAACUUUCAACACUUAUUUUUGGCCAGACAAUACUGAGCAUGCUCGGGGAUGUGGUUUCUAAUUCACACUGCUUUAUAAGUUUGAUGAGCUGAGAGGA